Messenger RNA from Neurospora hispaniola, 1917 nucleotides. RefSeq lists its product as uncharacterized. The transcript is spliced from 9 exons. Bases 1 to 1917 code for a protein of 638 amino acids. The record is from RefSeq and is a predicted model, not a curated record. NCBI's taxonomy places the organism in Eukaryota, Fungi, Ascomycota, Sordariomycetes, Sordariales, Sordariaceae.
AUGAGCACCAAGAACUGGCCCCACAACGGCCACGGAGCCUCCGACCCCGGCCGGGACCGGGAUGACCUCGCCGUUGGCCGGUCCUCCGUCGACACUCACCACCACGAACCCGACGAGCACACCCGCCUCCUCCCCAACCGGGUAGACAGCACCAGCAUCUCCUACCUCUCACCCGACGACCCAGCUGUUUCCCCCUACAACCUCUGGACGGUUCGGCUCGUGCGCGCCAUCACCGUCAUCUUCACCUGCCUCACCUUCAUCUGGUGGGUGCUGAUGCUGGUUUCGGUCUUUGUGACUCCGCCCGGUUUGCACGCGCGCGGAUCGCCCUUUUUUGCGUUUAGUUAUACUACAAUUGCCCUGAUCACGCUGAUUACCAGCUUGCUGUUCUUUGCGGUGCCGAGUCAACCCGCGAGAGUGGUGAGCAUUGUUACGGCGGCGUUGUUGCUUGUGGAUGUGGUCAUGAUGCUGGCGGUGGAGAAGACGAGGCAUGAGGAGUUGUGGGUAGGCGUGGCUAGCGUGAUAUGGGCGACCUUGAUGGCUGUUUGGGCGGUGGCGGCUGAUCGGACUGUGCAGAACGUGCUGACACUCGGCUGGAAUUGCCAGUGGGGCAAAACUGAGGAAGAAGAACGGCUCACGGGCCGCCCGGAGACGAGGCGUACACUGCUCGAAUGGGUACAGGUGCUUUUGUCUAGCAUCAUGUUGACGCUCGUGUCGAUCGUUGUGCUGCUUACGACUUGCACGCUCACACUCCGCGCUCUAGACGCGAGAGUAGCGCCGCCCGGAGAGCGGUACUGGGUCGAUGAGGACAAGUAUCAGAUCCAUCUGUUCUGUUCUGGUCCCAAGGUGGAUGCUCAUGGAAACAGGACGACUACUGUGCUCUUUGAGGGUGGUGAGGAUGCGGUUGAGCGUGAGCUCUGGCAGUUUGCUGACAACGCGGUCAAAAACGGUUCCAUCGCCAGAUAUUGCUUUGCUGAUCGGCCGGGAAUCGCCUGGAGUGACGCAGCCCCUUCACCACUCUCGGCAAGCAUGGCAUCUGAUGUUUUGAGUCAAGCGUUAUCGCGCGCAGGAGAGGAAGGACCUUGGGUGCUUGCCAGCGCUGGCAUCGGUUCCCUGUACUCACGGGUCUUCAGCUCGCGACACGGCCAAGAGGUGCGCGGCCUUCUCAUGAUCGAUCCAUUGCACGAAGACCUUCUCGGACGAGUCGGGGCUCCCGGCCGUGGCUUCCGCCUCUGGUUGCAAGGCGUCCUCUCCCCAUGCGGUCUUGAUCGCAUCCCCGCCGCCAUCCUCCGACACCGAAGCGCCAGGGACCGCAUCUACGGCGGGUCUGCUUACCAGUCCGGAGGGGUGAUCUUUGCGAAGCUGCAGGAGAGUCUGGUGGCCAAUUCGCUCACCCGACGAGAUGUGGUGUCCAGCAGAACCAUCCAGUAUAAGACCACACCCGUGGUGGUGGUGACGUCUGGGGUGCAGAUGCGGAAGGACAGCGAGUGGGAGAGCAAGCAACGAGAUCUAACCCACCUCACAUCGAAUCUGGAAAAUUGGGACAUUGUAGACCAGGCGCCUCAUCAAGUCUGGCGGACUUUGGAGGGACGCGAGAUGAUUGAGAAGAGACUGAGGAGAAACCUCAAGGGGUUCAUAUUGCCCAAUAUUCUUUUUCCACUCUCGGGUCUCAUGCCUGAGCAAGGUCUCCACUUUGUCGUUGACGACGGAGUGGCAUCCAAGACCCUCACUUCCCAAUCAUCUCAGCCGCGCGCUGUCCAUGAUCUUCCUCACCUCGAACAUGACAAAAAUAUCAAGCAUGCAGAUGAUGCUGCGAAGCAGGCUGGCAGUACAACAGUUAGGGACCUCUACCUAGAUAAGCCGAGCUUUGCUUGGAAGAGUUUAGAUGUAAGGGGGUUUAAAGUUACAGCGUACUUAUAG